AUUAUUUCUUUCUAUAACACUUCUGCGUGAGCUAUUCGCUAGCUGCUUCAAUGCCUGCGGGUCACGUGACGUUUUUUUUUUUUUUUUAUUUAUACGCGUGCUUCCACCCUGGGGCCCUCAAAAAAUUGGAAAUAUGCAGUAACAUCGACUUUCUGACUUGCAUCGAAAAAUAAUGCGUAACCGAAUAUACACCUGGACUUCUUUCCAGCUGAUCGCCUACGCCGUUGCAAACUUCAACCAGGCCUUCAGGAGGAGGGGCGAAAUUUGGAACGAUUACUGGAAUCGGUGGAACACACUGGACUACAACAGUGUUUACUGCGUCUACGCCUCAACGGAAGAGAGCUACACAAAACAGCCGCAGACGAUCGCCGACGAGAGCUUCGACGGAUACUUCAGUGGGCGAAACUACAUCCGCCAUAUACGUGCGACGCGCUUAGCUCACCUGGCCUUCAGGCGCGUUCCUUUCGCUCAACAGCAAGUACUGCCGGCGAUCAGGCUGUCGCCUACGCAGCUGUUUCAGGCAGCGUACUGCGCCUUCAGCUGCACACGCCGCGUGGAGCGGAAUGCAACGCUGUACCCUGAGAACAUGGCCUGCAUGGUGAUAUUACUGCACUCAAGAGGCUUGGUGAACGCCUCGUGCGAGAGCACCCAGUACCAAGCUAAUCAGCCCUGUUACUACGCAUAAGCGCAUGUUUUGUUUUUAUGUGUUGCUUUUAUCGGGGAGAGGGUGGUGUUGCGUGUAUUCGAUAAAGUCAUUCAGUGCUGCA
Molecule: messenger RNA, 767 nt
Organism: Dermacentor andersoni
Lineage: Eukaryota; Metazoa; Arthropoda; Arachnida; Ixodida; Ixodidae
Source: RefSeq, a predicted model, not a curated record